AGCUUUUACCGACCGUUGAAAAUCGAAUUUUGUGGUCUGUGAUUUUCGCGGGAAAAAAAACCGGAGGUUUUUUGUCUUUGGUUUUUGAGGAUUGAAGGGCUGUAUUUUUAGGGCUUUUUUGGGUUUGGGUUUUGGGUUGGGAGGUGGAUAGAAGCUAUGGGAGGAGCAGGGGUUCUUCUCAGGGCCCCGCAACUUUCUUUACUCAAGCUGACGCUUUAUUAAGGAAGCACAUCACGUUUCCGAAACGAAAAUUUACAACGAAUUUGGGUCUCAUUGCUUUUCCAAGUUUUCUUUGUGUUAUUAUUGUCACCAUUCAAUUAGUGGCUAAUGAUCACUUGGACCAGCCCGAAAACAAAUGUGAGUGCCGUUAUGUUUACACAAGAGGAGAUGGGUCAUGCAAAAAUGUAUGUGGAGUACAGUAUUCAACAUUAAAUCAAGUUCCAUAUUGUGCCCAUACCCACUCCACAAAUAUGGCCAGCUCUAUUACAACUUCCAAGUCCAAAAUUUCAAGCUUCAAAGACUGAUUCGCAUACCUUCUCUGAUUUGACUGAUGAAAAGUGCAAGGAUGUGGGGAUUUGCCCUGUAAUUAUAUUGUAUACAGGAGGGAACAGAUUGGUGGCAACAAAUAUGCAUAUUUUCUAUAUGAGCUUUUCCAAGAAUCAUGUCUCGAUCCAGUUUAGGCAAAUUUUAUCAUUUUCUAAUGCACUAUGGACGCACCGUUAUCACCAUCCAAGAAAUGAUGGAUAGUAAGGGCAAGAGAGUGGGAGCGCCCAUGGGAUUCCUGUUCAGUUGUGGCUGGAGAGACACUAAAAUCUUCAUCGCUGUCCCUCCUUUCAUUGGAAGAAGAUGAACCCAGUGGAAUAUCAAUUCCAUAGUCUAUUACGAUAUAUUAAACUUUGCUCGCACUGAAUUCACAUGUCUUAGAAUAUAAUUUUGGUUCAUCUUCUAUAUUUCAAUCACUGUUCCCACCAUUGUUUUCUCUUUUCAUGCUGCACUCAUUUAUUUUAUUCAGCUCUUGGAAAUUAAUUAGUUCUAGCACUAUUAAAUACUUACCCAAAAAAAAAGAUCCAAGAACAAACUUCUGUUUCUUUGUCUUUAUAGCUAGUCAGCGAAACAUACAGUACUUGAAAUCUUAAAAGUAGAAGAAGGGAAAAAGAAUAGACUCAAAAGGUAUAAUCCUGCUUAAGUGUGGUAGAAAAAUGUUUCAUUGUUCACUUAGGUAUAAUGUUCAAUAUUUUCAUCGUUUUUUCAUCUGGGUUAAUAACUAAGAGUAUCUUGCAGCCUUGGCUGGGAAUUUGGUUACAAGUGCCAUUUUUUCUAAUGCAUCUGAUUCUUUGGCUAUGCUCUCUGAAGUCCUUUCUGUGGGUGUUUCGUACCGUUUUAUUUUAUGGGUUUUUUCUUAGUUUGUUGUAUAUUAAUUCUCUACACACCUAUGUUAUUGACUGUUCUCUUUGGACAUUUUCAGGGAACAUAUUUUAUGAUAAGAUGUACUAAUUUUUUUGAACCUGCUUUCCUCUCUGGUCGUCCCUUGUUUGUUGUUCAACCUCAAUGCAUCCCAAACAUUAACCUUUCAUUUUCCAUUGCUUCUAUUAUAUAUCAACAAGGUACAUCACUCUCUAUUCCAAGAGAUAUAAAUCCUUACCUUGCUAAAUAAGUACAAACCUCUCUCUCUCUCUCUCUCUAUGCAUGUGUACAUAAUCUUUUUUAUAUCUAUUUAAUUUGGUGCGAAGGCCAAAUGUGUGCAGGCAUUACACCUAUGGCGAAGUAGCUCAUUUGCUGUAAAUGAGGAGCUGUUCAGGGGAUAUAGGAAGGGAAACUCAAGGAAGCAAACUAAUGAAUUUCUUUCUGGAAGGUUGAUUGUGCAGCAAGACAUUUUCUUAUGCAGCCUAUGAUGUUUUGGACUCUAAUGAAAUUAAGCUUAAUGUGAUCAUCUGGUACAAGAAAAGUAAAAUUAAGAUGAAUGGUGUUAAGAGCGCUCCACCCCGCUUGACACGUCUUCCACGCUCAUUAAACAUGGAAAAUGGGUUUUCGUGAUGGAACUUGUUCCUGGUUUUUCCCUGUUUAGAGGACUAUAUGAGUUUGCAGAGUAUUCUUUCGCGGGAAAUUACAUGGGAAUGGAUGGUAUGAGUUGGAAAGAUUUGAGUGAUAAAGACAAUGGCAUGACUGUUCUAAUCAUAAUGCUCAUAGAAUGGAUUGGAAUUCUUCUACUUGCUUAGUACUUGGAUCAAGUUGCUUCUCGUGGGAGUGGAAUCAGAAAGCAUCCUUUAUUUUUCUUGAAGCCCUUUAGGAAGAAAUGCUCUCCAUAUUUUGGACGAUUAAGUCUUGAACGAGAAGGCAGUAAAGUUUUUGUAGAUGUUGAGAAACCUGAUGUUUCGAAAGAGAGAGAAGUGGUCAAACAAUUACUGAAGGACUCCAAUACAAGUCAUGCUAUCAUAUGCAAUAGCCUCAAAAAGAUCUAUCCUGGAAAGGAUGGAAAUCCUGCAAAAUAUGCUGUUCGUGGCUUGUCUCUUGCAUUGAAUCGAGGGGAAUGCUUUGGUGCUUGGUCCCAAUGGUUCCGGGAAGACUGCCUUCAUCAAUAUGCAUGUUAUGGGAGACACUAACUGGUAGGGAGCACUUGUUACUCUUUGGUAGACUAAGAACCUCAAAGGUGAUGUGUUAACAAGUGCAGUGGAGAAAUCUUUGAAGAGCCUUAAUCUCUAUAAUGGAGGUGUUGGGGACAAGCUUACUGCUCAAUACAGUGGGGGUAUAAAGAGGAGGCUAAGUGUUGCUAUUUCACUUAUUGGAGAUCCUCAGUCACAGCAAAGGCGCUCCGGAAACAGGAAGAUCUCGGGCGUGCAGAGGCUUUUUCAAGGAAUAAGAAAGGAUCCAAUAAGGUUGUUUUCAAACGGUUAAGGGAAAGUGAAGGAACGAUGACAUGAAAUUGUAUUUUUCAAAAAGAUCAUGUUUAUGGACAUCAAAAGAAAACCAUUAAAAAAUUGAUAUGCAACUGAGGUAAAGAAAGUUUCACAUUCUCACAACACCAUAUACAGACAUAUGAUACACCAAAGCAGGUGUCCUAGCCUAUAAUUAGAGUUUUGGACUGGUAAAGUCCUUAGAUAAAGCUUUCAAAAAACUAAUCGAUUUGGCGAUGGGAAAACAACUGUAUUUGUUUGGGGCACAGAAUGUAGUCAUUAUUGCAAUGGUGGCAAUUGUGGCCAUGGCAGAUGACAAUAACAAUGUGUUCCAGCCAUGCGAAGACGCAAAGAUCCAGAAAUCAGAUGGCUUCACAUUUGGCAUUGCCUUCUCUUUGAGGCCCUCAUUCUUUGUUAAUGAUACCACACAACUCUCUCCUUGUGAUCGAAGACUUUCUCUCUCUACAAGCAACGCCCAGCUUGCAAUAUUCAGGCCCAAGGUGGACCAAAUCUCUCUUCUCACUAUUAACACCACGACCUUUACACCGGAGGCAUUUGGUGGGUACAUGGUUGCAUUUGCAGGCCAAAGAUAUGCUGCUCGAUCCACUCCAACCUUUGUCGCAAACUCAACUUUCAUAGUAACCAGCUUUACCUUGGUGCUCGAGUUUGAGAAGGGAACAUUGCAAAACUUGUAUUGGAAAAGAGAUGGAUGUGCUUCUUGCAAGCGAAACCCAAACUUCACUUGCUUGAAUUCCCAGGACUGUGCAAUUAACCAAUCUAGCUGUAUGGGCCAUGGAGGCUCAGUUGACUGCAGCCUUGGCAUCCAAACAGCUUUCUCAGGCACAGACAAGCACCAGGUUGUGCUCAACUCCUGGUACGAGGUUGACAAGCUCAGGCAGUAUUCUCUCUAUGGCCUGUACUCGAACCUCAGGGAUUCUCUCACUAGCCAGUUCAACAUCUUCUAGCCUGCCGCUCUCUCUCUCACACACACAUACACAAACACAGUUGCUGCCUCCUUUGAUAUGAAUUCAUUACAUAAACGCCACCUUGAUUAACAUUCCACAUUUGCUGCCUCCACUAUUUAUUCAUUGACCCCCCCACUUCUCUCUCUCUCUACUGGUUGUACUUUUGUUUCCUUCCUUCUCUGAUGAACUGGCUCGUUAUUGUUGUGCUGACUUUUCUUGUAUGUAUCUGCUGAAGAGGUAUUUGAAAGUUUAACUUAUUCGGCAAUAUUGUAUAUCUGUUAUCUCCUUUCUUUUGAGAAACAGGUCUCAUAUUUUAAUGAGAAUGUGCGUUAACUCAGGUC
Amborella trichopoda is the source of this 4197-nucleotide messenger RNA. NCBI's taxonomy places the organism in Eukaryota, Viridiplantae, Streptophyta, Magnoliopsida, Amborellales, Amborellaceae. The record is from RefSeq and is a predicted model, not a curated record.